CCACUCUACUGCUGUCGUCACCGAGGUCAGGUAGACGGAGCGAAGAUGGCGACCGCCUACGAGAGAUACAAUUUGCACACGACCCCAGAGAAGUUCUACAUCGAGGCGUGUGAUGAGGGUGCAGACGCAGUGCUGGCCAUCGACAGGGUCUCCAAUGAGAUGACCCUCACAGGGAGAAACAAUGUCCCACCCUCAGCAGUGACACGACCCAUCUGUGGCAUCAUGGGCACCAUCCGGCUGGUGGCAGGGAUGUACCUGAUCGUCAUCACCAGGAAGAAGAACAUUGGCAGUCUGAUGGGACACGCCGUGUGGAAGGCUGUGGACUUUGACAUCAUCUCCUACAAGAAGACCGUGCUGCAUCUGUCUGAAAUACAGUCCCAGGAGAAUAAGACCUUCCUGUCCAUGAUCAACAACGUGCUGAACACAGACGGCUUCUACUUCUGCACAGACUUCGACCUGACGCACACGCUGCAGAGGUUGGCCAACACCAGCCCAGACUUCCAGGAGAUGAGCCUGCUGGAGCGGGCGGAUCAAAGAUUUGUCUGGAACGGUAACCUCUUACGAGAACUAGCAGCACAACCCGAGCUCCACAGGUUUGCUCUCCCUGUUGUCCAUGGAUUCAUUUUCAUGAAGCCGUGCCGGAUCAACGGUAAAGUCUUUGAGUGGAUCCUGAUCUCGCGGAGGAGCUGUUUCAGAGCAGGGGUCCGAUACUACGUCAGAGGCAUCGACUCGGAGGGUCACGCUGCUAACUUUGUGGAGACGGAGCAGAUCAUUUUGUACGAGGGAUCUAAAGCCUCUUUUGUACAGACUCGAGGGUCCAUGCCAUUUUACUGGAGCCAGAGGCCUAAUCUCAAAUACAAGCCCAAACCGAUUAUCAGUAAAACCAUCAAACAUAUUGACGGCUUCCAGAGACAUUUUGAUUCACAAGUCCUCAUUUAUGGAAAACAGACGAUUCUAAAUUUGGUGAACCAGAAAGGAUCUGAGAAACCUCUAGAACAAGCUUUUGCUAGAAUGGCUUCUGAAAUGGGCAAUGGUCUACUCAAUUACAUAGCCUUUGAUUUCCACAAAGAGUGCAGUCACAUGAGAUGGGACCGGCUACAGAUCCUGGUGGACGCAGUGGCAGAGACACAAGAUGAAUAUGGCUUCUUCAUGGUGAAUGCAGAUGGUAAAACGUUAUGCCAGCAGAAGGGUGUAUUCAGGAGUAACUGCAUGGACUGUCUGGACAGGACCAACGUCAUCCAGAGUCUGCUGGCCCGACGCUCUCUGCAGGCACAGCUCCAGAGGAUGGGUGUCCUGAACGUGGGCCAGAGAAUCGAAGAGCAGGCUGAGUUUGAGAAAAUCUACAAGAAUGCAUGGGCCGACAACGCAAAUGCCUGUGCAGUGCAGUAUGCAGGAACCGGGGCCCUCAAGACUGACUUCACAAGGACAGGGAAAAGGACCCAGUGGGGACUAUUGAUGGACGGCUGGAACUCCAUGAUCCGUUACUACAAAAACAACUUUUCAGACGGCUUCAGACAAGAUGCCAUUGACCUGUUCCUGGGCAACUUUGCUGUGGACGAGACUGAUGGACCCACUCCACUUCGUGAGCAGAAGGACUGGAAGUUCCUCACUCUGCCCAUCAUCAUGCUGGUGGCAUUCUCCAUGUGCAUUGUGUGUCUCCUCAUGGCUGGUGAUACGUGGACGGAGACACUGGCAUACGUGAUGUUCUGGGGCGCAGCGAGCACCAUCACAGCUGCCAUCAUCCUGUACAACGGCCAGGACUUCGUGGACUCGCCCAAGCUGGUGCACAAGGAGAAGUUGGACUGAAGUUUGUGUGUGCCUGUGUGAGUGUCCGCGUGUGUGUCUGAGAGGGAGCGGAGCUGGGCAGGGCCUCGGCUUUGCUCCUCCCACUCACCCUCCUCUGCCCCUCUCCUUACCCCUCCACCAGACCGAUCCAAUCCUCUGUACUGACAGCAUCCACGUACAAUCACUCCAGGUUCUAAAUUUGAAAGCAUUAGCUGCAUACUAGAGGUAGGCAAACUCAAAAGUAAUAUUGGUUAUGCUUUACUUUUCAGCUCGGUAAUAGCUUUGUAAAAGGAUAGAAAUGGUAUAGUAACUAUGGACGUGUUCACACUUGACAACAUCACCUCAUCAAAAUUGGGACUAGACUAGGAUUAGAAUAGGAUUAGACCAGGACUAGAACAGGACCAAUCCUAAUCUGUAUUAGCACUUAAUCUAGUCCCAAGUAUUGCCCACAAACCACAUCCUUAUUUGGGAUUAAACUGGAACUAAACUCAGAAUUGAACCGGGGAUAGACCAGGACUAUAUCAGGAUUGGGACAGGACUAAACCAAGUCCACAUCAGGACAGGAUUAAAUCAGUGUGAACGAUUCAUAAAUGGUAAUUAUAUGGUUAUUACUCAUGAAAACACAUAGUUAGUUAUAUUACAAGGAAAUGAUAUAGAAUUAAUUCUAUUAUAUUGAGUAUGGCAUUAUAGCAUGCUGUUACUGUGCCAUUAUAACCAUUCUUUUACCAUGCUAAUACUAUGCCAUUACCUGCUAUAAAGUGCUAUCAAAAUACAGUUAAAUUAUAUUUUUGCAAAAAAAAUGUUUUGACUAAACUUUGACUAAACAGGCCCAAAAACUGUACCAAACCAAGUCUAAAUCGGGAUUAAACAAAUCUGAAGGCUGUCUAUAUUUUCAUCCAAAAUGAAUGAGAUUGCCUACAUCUCGUUUACAGUGUACCUGGAUUUAAAUUUAAUUACAAGUUAUACAGAUAAUUUAUCCAACAUAUGGUUAAACAGACCACAACAUUGUUGCUUAACCUACCAAAAGCCCAACUCAACUUAAUAAACUCAACUUGUGCUUAUGUAUAACUUUUAAUUAAACUGCACUCAUUUCAUAACAUUAUCAUUUACACCACAUUUCACUUUAUUCAUAAUUUUCCUUCUUUUAGGUGAUGGUGCGCUUAUGCAAAAAAAAAAAAAAAACUAUUCUAGACACUGUACGAUCUGUAUUUAUUCUCCAGAAUGUUGUAAAACGCCCCCUACUGGCCUCAUUCGACAUGCCGCACUCAUACACGCACACACAAAUGAAUGACUUGGCUACAGGAUGGUUCAUUCUGAAUGUAUCAAGCCUUAAAAUGUUGUAUAGUAGAACAUGGUCGCUCCGUAUGGGAUGGCAGAGAGCCAGUUUUCCCUGUUGGAAGCUGGUUGUUGUUUUUUUUGCACAUCGGAGCACCAUGUAGUGUGCUGCUGGAUAUUAGAGGUAUCCAUUUUAAAAUAUGUUCAUAGUUUAACCUGGUUUCAGACAUUUAUAAGUUUAUACAUUAUUACAGAUGGUUAUGCAAAUUGGCGUUGUGUUUUCUGGUUACAUUUUUUCCUAAACAUUUUGAGACUUUUUUCUUUUUAAGGUGACUAGGUAACUUUACUGGUGGAGAGUCUGCCACAUGCUUUUCUCCACCGUAAUGUUAUUACUUUGCCUGAAAUGUUACACAAUAUAUUAUUAAACUUAUCAAUCUUCUAUUUAUUCCAGUACAUGCAGUGAGGCAGCCCACCUCUCGACAGAUCAGACCUGUAACUUGGUCACAACCUGUAACUUGGUCUGGUGGUGUGUCUUGUUUGGUUCCAGGGAGAUUGUUUAAUGCUAUGUUCCGAUCACAGAAUCAAAAUCAGUCAGAUGUGUCUAGUUGGACGCUGUUGCAUUUGAGGGGAAAAAGCUUGAAACAUGUUCAUGCAUUGAAAAUUUUCACCAAAAGUUCAGAUUUUUCAACUCUGGCAUUAAGACACUCAAAGACAAUAGUAUGAUAAACCCGCCUGAACAUCUGAACGCAUUGAAAUAAAGCUGUACUGUGGAAAGCACUUACAUCUCCAUGGAGAAAAAAGGUGUCAGACCCUUCACCAGAAAAAAAGCAGUUUGCACUCGAGCCUUACAACAACAAGCUUUUGGGUUCUGUUUCAUAAUAGUCAUUCUUUCCAAAAUAUUGAAUUGUCCUUAGGGUUGUAUAGGCUCCUGCUGUCCAUCUGAAAUUAUGACACCAAACACAAGAAUGCUAGAAUUAGUAUUGUAUAUCUGUUUUUCAGUGAUUACAAUUGUAUUAUUACAUUAAUAUAUUCAUAUUGUAAUAGGUAACCCAUCGUUUUAUCUUUGUCAAAUUGAAUGCAAAAAUAUUGAAAAUUGUCUAACCAGAAAAUAUGACGCCAAUUAUUCAAAAACAAUACUUUGUAGAAUAGAUUAUAUUUUUCAAUGUUCAAUUCACCCGUUCAUUUUGCAUUUUAGUUAAAUAUUUAGUUUCUGUUUGAGGUCUGAAGCCAGGGCAUAUGCUUGUAUAAACAUAAAGUAACGCAUAUGGACCAAAACUGCUGUGUAAAAAUGCUAUUUCAUGAACUGAAUAUUGUAACUAUACCUCUUUAAAUAGUCCAUGUUCUGUGUGGAAUUUAUAAUACCAAAACUUCUUUACCCAUUUCACACACAAACUAAAAAUGAAUUUUGAGGAAUCGUCACAUUUACAUUUCAAAUUCAGUGUUCAUGUAUUGUAUCCAAAAUAAAAAUUUAGAAGAAAUUGACAGUAUUUUAUCUUCACAAUUUUUUUUUUUUCUGACAGAGGUUUGGAUAUGACGUCACAUACACACAAAAAAAUCCCAAUUUCUUGUAUUACUGCCUUAUAAAAUACAGUACAAGUAUUUGGCUAAUUAUUAAGGAUAAUUAUAAUAUUUGUAAUCUUAAAAUGGUAUAUUUUAUGUUUAUUUUCACCAUGCCUUCAUCUGAUUCAUUCCAGGUGUUUUUAAUGUUUUUUGGGUUUUUUUUUUUUUUUGCAUUGUCAAAAAUCAUUCCUGUAAAUGUUUUUCAUGGAUUACUCUUGACGGCCACAGUUUUAGGUAUGCCUGACCAAAUUGUGUUAACAGGAAAUAUUCAAUGUAUUAGUAGUAGCAGCAGGUGUGCCUAAUACUGUGGCCUCCUCAUCUGUACCUAACUGUACUGAGAAUAUGGUAGCGGUGUUACGACUUGGGUGUAUCUUUUUAAUGCACAACCUGAUCUAUGCUGUAACAGGAUUCUUCUCAACACACACUAACUUAUUCAACUUUGGCAGGUAAUUUGAUUUGUGUGCAUGAGAUCAAUAAAUGAAUAAAGAAAUAAAAUCAAAUCUGUACAUACAAA
Messenger RNA from Periophthalmus magnuspinnatus, 5134 nucleotides. RefSeq names its product SAC1 like phosphatidylinositide phosphatase a (gene sacm1la). The coding region runs from base 46 to 1806 and encodes 586 amino acids. Gene Ontology annotation, molecular function: phosphatidylinositol-4-phosphate phosphatase activity. Gene Ontology annotation, cellular component: endoplasmic reticulum. Gene Ontology annotation, biological process: phosphatidylinositol dephosphorylation. The record is from RefSeq and is a predicted model, not a curated record. The transcript is spliced from 20 exons. Lineage: Eukaryota; Metazoa; Chordata; Actinopteri; Gobiiformes; Gobiidae.